Molecule: messenger RNA, 1376 nt
Organism: Oncorhynchus masou masou (cherry salmon)
Lineage: Eukaryota; Metazoa; Chordata; Actinopteri; Salmoniformes; Salmonidae
Product: protein POF1B-like
Biological process (GO): actin filament organization; bicellular tight junction assembly; epithelial cell morphogenesis
Cellular component (GO): actin filament; adherens junction; bicellular tight junction
Molecular function (GO): actin filament binding
Source: RefSeq, a predicted model, not a curated record
AAAAUUCACAGGAAUGUCAUGUAAAACUCAGUAAUAUAAACCUACAGGUUAAAUACACUUCCUAAAUACACCUGCAGUGUCAUCCAUCAACGUAAAUCCUGUAAUUAGUCACUAGACAUUACAACCGUCAGUCAGACCUGACUUCUCUCAUUUCUCUAGACUCUCUGUUUACUCAUACUACCUGUGAUUCACUGAACAAACACAUCCCUGCUGCUAACUCCAUCAUAACAUGUGUAGAAUGGAGACAAAGAUGAUUUAUUUAGUUUAAUUGUGUGUUUGCCAUGCCCUGUAAUGUGUUUACCUUUCCAUCUCUUUCCCAGGAAACACCUCUUAGAUCCCAGUAAUGACUACAAGGUAAAGAGAGAGGACAUUGAGGCCCUGAUCCCCAAAGGAGCAUCUGAGCUGACCAAACAGCAGCUCCGCUACCUGCUGCAGACCCGUAUGACAGCAGACAAGACCAUGCGUCUCCUUCUGACCACCUUCAGCAGCCUGAGGGAGGAGCUGAUCCACAUGUCAGAGGAUCUGAGGCGUCUGGAGAGUGAGAAGGAGUCCCUGGAGAGAGACCUGAGCUUCAAGGCUGACCAGGCUGAGCAGUAUGACCGCCUCCUAGAGGCCAUACGAGAAGAAAACAGACAGCUACAGAUAUCUCUGAAGGAGACCAGCUCCAGCCAGCGGACCCUGGAGACUCAGCUCCUGAGUAGCCGCACUACAGACUCAAACAGGGACUUCCGCAUCAAAGAACUGGAGGGCAGCUACCGAGCCCUGGAGAAGGAAAAUGAGAUGCUCAAACAGAAGUUGGCUGGCCAGUGCAGCAGUAGCACCAUUCAGAUGAAUACAGAGGAGUUGUCACGUCAGUACUCAGAGCAGCUAGCUGCCCUGCGCCAGGAGAAGGACAAGGAACUGCAGAGCCUCAGGUCCCAGCUGACGCGGAUCACCACAGAGUACACCACGGAGAGGUCAGGUGACAAGAGCCUGCAUCUCCGCAUCACACAGCUGCUGACAACACUGGAGCAGCGGGAGGUCGUCAUCAAACGUCAGGAAGAGGACAUCUGGCGGUUGCAGCAGGAGAAGAAGAGAGACAGCUCCAAGAACGUCACCACGACCACUAUCACCAAAAGGUACAGGAACCAGUACCCCCUCCUGGGCCUGCUAACUGAUGACUACAAUUCCACAUCGCCUGUCAAGGAUACCAAGACCAUCGUAAUCGAGAGCCGGACGGGGGAGAUGAUCAAACAGGAAAUCAUUACAACCCCUUAAAGACACUGCUCCUCUCGGACAAAUUACAACCCCUUAAAGACACUGCUUCUCUCGGACAAAUUACAACCCCUUAAAGACACUGCUUCUCCCUGCUCUGCACAGGAAUGAACGACAAGAAG